This is a messenger RNA of Parastagonospora nodorum SN15, 1146 nucleotides long. RefSeq lists its product as hypothetical. The record is from RefSeq and is a predicted model, not a curated record. The transcript has 5 exons. Lineage: Eukaryota; Fungi; Ascomycota; Dothideomycetes; Pleosporales; Phaeosphaeriaceae. The coding region runs from base 1 to 1146 and encodes 381 amino acids. Gene Ontology annotation, cellular component: fungal-type vacuole membrane. Gene Ontology annotation, biological process: macroautophagy.
AUGUUUGUCAAGCAGCUCUCCCUCCUCGCUCUUGCGAGCCAGGCGUUCGCACAGAACACUCCCUCCCUCGUACAGGCCCUGAACUCCUCGACCGACUUGACCACAUUGAGCACUGUGCUCGGAUUGGUUCCUGAGCUCGUCACGGCUCUCGGUAGCGCACAGAACAUCACCAUUCUGGCACCUUCAAAUGCUGCGUUUGCCAAGGUCGACAACGCAACUUUGUCCGCUCUCCAGUCCAACACCGGACUUCUUUCUGCUCUCCUUCAGUACCACGUAUUGAACGCCACUGUACCAUCCUCCGCCAUCACCAACACCAGCGCUUUCGUGCCUACUCUCUUGACUAACUCUGCCUUCACCAAUGUUACUGGGGGUCAGGUCGUCAGUGCGAAGACCGCCAAUGGCGGAGUUUCCAUCUUCAGCGGACUCGCCAUGAACUCUUCCGUCACCACCGCUGACGUUGCUUUCACCGGCGGUGUUAUCCACAUCAUCGACACUGUUCUCACAAUCCCCGAGACUGCUUCCAACACUGCCAUCGCUGCUGGUCUCUCCUCCCUCGCUGGAGCUCUUACCGCCGCCAACCUUGUUGAGACUGUCGACACCACCAAGGAUGUCACCAUUUUCGCUCCUAGCAACGCUGCUUUCCAGGCCAUCGGCUCUGGUCUUGGUAACCUCACCACCGAGCAGGUCACCAGUGUCCUUACCUACCACGUCGUUGCCGGCGCUGUCGGCUACAGCAGCGGUCUGACCAACGGCACUUCCCUCAAGACUGUCAAUGGCGCGAACUUGACCAUCACCGUUGUCGACGGAAAGGUCUUUGUCAACGGUGCUCGUGUCAUCACCCCUGACGUUCUCGUCGCCAACGGUGUCGUCCACGUUAUCGACAACGUCCUAAACCCCGCCAACGCUUCCAUCGCUGACCCCUCCGCUUCUGCCGGCUCCCCUGCCUUCAGCGGUGCGUCAUCCGUCUCCGACGCCCCCUUCACGUCCGGUGUCCCCACUGCGAGCAAGACCCUCGGUGGCGGUGCCACACCCACUGGAUCUGCUGCUUCCAGCUCCGCCCCUGCCGCUUCAACUGGCUCUGCUACCCAGAACGGCGCUGUCGGCGUCGGUGCUCUUCUUGGUGCCGCUGCUGUUUACUUCUUGUAA